Messenger RNA from Marchantia polymorpha subsp. ruderalis, 1967 nucleotides. Lineage: Eukaryota; Viridiplantae; Streptophyta; Marchantiopsida; Marchantiales; Marchantiaceae. The record is from the annotation of a GenBank genome assembly.
UUGAACUGUGUGUAGGAUUAGAAGUUUAGAUUCAUCGGACUCAAACGAACUCGGACAUUCUCGAAGACCUCCCUCCUGAACUGCAAAGUAGGCUGCACACUGCGAUCUUGUCGAAGAUGGCCGCCACGAACGCCAGCACCGUUUUCACGUACAUGUACGAUCCCCGGUCAUGGACUUUUGGGACAACCAGUUUGAUCGUCGCAGUGGUGGCUGUUGUGUCAAUCCGCGUGCUCACUAUCGGGAUGGAAAGGAGGAAGUACAAUAUGCCACCGGGUCCUCGGUCCUAUCCGCUGAUAAAGAAUAUGCUCGAGAUGAAAGGGGUGGAAAUGCACGAGACAUGGUGGAGCUUGUCGCAGACUAACAAGUGGCCCGUUAUGAGCUUCGGAUUCAUCGGUAAGCCAACUAUCAUCGUGAGCUCUCCAGAGAUAACGAAGGAGAUGCUUGUCACGAAGGGUACCAUCUUCAAUUCACGGGACAAGGAUACUUACGCCAGCCUGGGCCUGACGAUGAGCCCCGAUGGUAAGUCCGAGAUGGGAGCUCUUUUCACGCCUCACGGUCCUUCAUGGAAGAUAACCAGGAAAAUCAUGGUGGCAGGACAGAACGAGUUCAAGAAGAUUAUGGGGGACGAUUACGUCGUGAACGUUCUUCUGCCACAACUGUACGCGGAAAUUGACAACGAAGUUGCGAUCGAUGCUCGCACUCGAGUCGCCAAAAUGAUGGUAAUGAGGAUAUUGCUGGUGUUCGUCUUCGGGCCCGGAGCUGAGCAGUACGCCAAUAUGCUUGUUCCUCUGAACGAUGAGCUCUUCCGUGUCGUGGACAUCAACAACGGGAUAGAGUUCUUUCUCCCGCCUAUUGCGAAGCCGGUGUCCUGGGUUUAUUACAGGCUGUUCCAAAAGGGUCUCGUCGCAAAAAAGCACAAGGCUUACGAAGAAAUCCUCUCUCAACGGGGCAUAAGGUAUAAUUUGAAGAGCGAGUGGUCUCUGAGUGACAUGGUUCAAGAAUAUGAGAGGAAUGGCGAGAUCAACCACCAUCAAGCACUCCAGAUAUACGAGGAGUGCUUCUUCGCCGGCCAAGACACGACGGCUGGCGCAGUCGAAGGGAUUCUGAAAAUGAUAGUCGAAAAUCCGAGAAUUCUCGUGAAGGUGCAGCAAGAGAUGGACGAGGUGCUGGGUGAAGGAGAGCAGUUCAGACUCACCGACGUGGAGAGGCUGCCAUACUUUCAAGCACUGAUCAAGGAGGGCCUGCGGCUUCACCGAGCUAUCCCCGUGCUGAUUCCUCACUGCGCACAUGAGGACUCAACUCUCGGAGGCUACGACAUCCCGAAAAAUACACUGGUGACGGUGAACAUUUGGGGUCUAGCUCGAGACCCGGAAGCUUUCCCCGAUCCUUAUGAGGUGAAGCCCGAGAGAUUUCUCGGUGUAGAUACGAACUAUAGCGGGACGGACGGCAAGUACAUUGUCUUCGGCCUUGGGCAGCGCAUCUGCCCAGGUCAAAGUGUGGCUCUGUUCAUGGUGAACAUGCUGAUCGGAAGCCUGUGCCAACGGUACAACUUGGCUCUAGCAAAGGACUGGAAGCAUGAACGUGACGCGGGUACCUUCUUCAAGGAGGUCGCUCUGCACCUGAAUUUGAUGAGACGGGUUGAUUCUCACGAAAUUGCUGGAUAGAAGGUCUCAAAGGCAGAAAAUUAAUCUGAGUAAUUUGUUAAAAUGGCUUUACUGGGAGCGGACCUAUUGGUGCUGAAGGAUUCGGUGGUGAUCGGGGCGUUGUGAGACGCAACAGUUAAUAGAAACAUUAACAUUAUGUGAACAUUAUAUACUAGAGAGAGUACUCUCGAGGUAUAUCUAGAGGCAUUGCUCCUUUUGACCCUCUGAAACCUUUUCUGAUCCCGCCACGAGCAGGAUCAAAGGUUGUGUCAAAGUUUCUAUUAAUUAUUAACAUGGUAAUUGCCCUUUUUUGUGUGUUUGGUU